Molecule: messenger RNA, 690 nt
Organism: Adineta steineri
Lineage: Eukaryota; Metazoa; Rotifera; Eurotatoria; Adinetida; Adinetidae
Source: the annotation of a GenBank genome assembly
AUGGUAGGUGAUACGAUGAGCAAUAGUGGAAUAGAUAAACAACAUAUUAUUCGUGCAGAUGAAGGCGAAGAAUAUAUUGUAGAUCGUAUUGUUAGUCAUCGAUUUCGUAAUGGACGAAAAGAAUAUUUACUUGCCUGGAAAGGUUAUCCUGAAGAAGAAAAUACAUGGGAACCACACCAAAAUUUAGAUUGUCCAGAUUUAAUUGACGAAUAUGAAAAUCGUAUCUUGCAAAAACCUCGUUUUAUCAAUGAACCGUCAACAUCACUCAAACGUAAAUCAUCAUUAGAUCAAGCACCACAACAAAAUAAACGAGGACGACCACCAAAUGAUUCAUUAGGACAUAGAAAUUAUUCCAAACAACAAACAUCAUCUUUACAUACAGAUGAAACAUCUGCAUUCGAUCGAGGAUUAGAACCAGAAAAAAUUCUUGGAGCUACUGAUGCAACAGGUGAAUUAAUGUUAUUAGUUCAAUGGAAAGGUACAGGUGAAGCUGAUCUUGUUCCAGCACGUAUAUGUAAUAUUAAAUGUCCACAAGUUGUUAUAAGAUUUUAUGAAGAACGUUUAACAUGGAUAACAACACAACAACAAACAACAAACGAUACUAAUAAUAAUAGCACAGAUAAUAAUGGAACAUCACAGCAAACCAAUACAAAUCUCAUUGAAAAUGAUAAUAAUCAAACGACAUUAUAA